Molecule: messenger RNA, 5009 nt
Organism: Haplochromis burtoni (Burton's mouthbrooder)
Lineage: Eukaryota; Metazoa; Chordata; Actinopteri; Cichliformes; Cichlidae
Gene: ascc3
Product: activating signal cointegrator 1 complex subunit 3
Molecular function (GO): nucleic acid binding; ATP hydrolysis activity; ATP binding
Source: RefSeq, a predicted model, not a curated record
CUUGUGUUGACAUCUGCCGGUAGCGUACUCACACACUGACUGUUGGAUUUGUACGUGGCGCUUUAGGAAGCAGUUGAAGCAUCAUUUCGUCCCAAGUGUCUCAUUCACUCUCCCACGAACGCAGUCAGCCUCUUCACAGCAGGUUCCAGGAGAACCAUAGAUCCAGAAGAACCUAGAUCCAGGACACCAGGUGUGUGGGGAGGGAAACAGACACAAUGUCUCCUCCUCGACUCACAGGAGCACUUCGGUCCUUCUCCAGUGUCAGCAAGAAGGAGGACUUCAGCGAACAGCUCUAUGAUCUAAAGGCCAAGCGUCUGAAGAGACAGGAGCUGUUUGCCAGAGAGGGCCUGACGUGGCAGAAGAUUGUCCAUUUCUGCACCGAGCAUCAGGACAAAAGUCAGCAGCAAGCUGCCAGUCAGGAGCUGAAGAGCCUGCUCCUGGCAGCCAAACAGAUGGUGGCUUCUGAACUCGGUCAGGCGGUGGGUGAAAGCGCAGCCGUGUUCCUGUUUGAAACCUUCCACAACAAAGACCACGUUGGUACAGAGGAGACUCGGGCCAUCAAACACAUGUUCGGUCCCUUUCCAUCAUCGGCAGCUGAAGCGUCCUGCGCCUCUGUGGGUCGGCUGGUGGCUUUGCUCGGUGACUCCCGAGUCGAAGACUUUAUCCAGAGCCAACGCUCCUGCCGCAACCUGGACCGAAGCGCCGCUUUUGGGCGCAACAUUGCUUUCUCACAUGACGGUUACACACUCGACCCACUGGAGGGGCUGCCCUUCUCCGGUAUCCAGGAAGAGAGUGCCAGCUUGGAUUUCAUCAACUUUUUCAACAACCAAAAGAGCGGCAAGACGGGCAUCAGUGAAGAGGCUCCGUCCAGUACAGAAAGCCCCCUGACCCCGGGGGAUGGCUCCAUCCUUAGAACAGAAGUAGAUAAAUAUCUGUGUGGAGGCAACAUGAUGUCAUCCAACCCAGAGGAGCUGUGCACGUCUCUGUUUGAAAUGCUGGCCUCACACAGGAGCAACGAUGAGCUGCAGAACGAGCUGUUUGAGCUGCUCGGCCCAGAGGGGCUGGACAUGAUCUCAACCCUUCUGCAGCGAAGGGCGGCCAUUGUUGACUCCCUCCUCCGCAUCCAACCUGACAGGACUGUCUAUCCAUCAGAUCUCAGCCUCAAGGUCAGCGCUGAAGUGACCAAGCCCACCUACGGGUGCCAGGUGACCAUCCAAUCAGAGCAGGAGAAACAAAUGCUAAAGAUGUAUCGAAGGGAGGAGAAGAAAGAGAGGAAGAGAUUCAAAGGAGGCGAUGAGGGUGACUCUACGGAUGCUCUCCUGACCUUUGACCCCAGAGAGAUGAGAGCCCAGCGAGAGCAGGCCCUGCUGACUGCCCGCCACGAACCUGUGCUGAGCAGAGACAGGGUCUACGAGCGGAUCCGAUAUCCCAACGUCUACGACAACCUCGCAGAGGCCACGAAGACGGCUGCGUUUGUGGGAGGAGCCAGGAUGCUGCUGCCCGAGGGAAUCCGCAGAGAAAACUGUAAGAUGUACGAAGAAGUGGAGAUCCCACCCAAUGAGCCCAUGCCUGUUGGGUUUGAAGAAAAGCCCGUCUACAUCUCUGAAAUAGACGAGAUUGGGCAGCUGGUGUUCAAGGGCAUGAAGCGCCUGAACAGGAUUCAGUCCAUAGUGUUCGAGACGGCCUACAACACCAAUGAGAACCUCCUGAUCUGUGCUCCAACCGGUGCUGGCAAGACCAACAUCGCCAUGCUGACAGUUCUCCAUGAAAUCCGUCAGCACUUGCAGCCCGGUGGCGUCAUUAAGAAAGAUGAAUUCAAGAUCGUAUAUGUGGCUCCCAUGAAAGCCUUGGCGGCUGAGAUGACGAACUACUUUGGUAAGCGGCUGGAGCCACUGGGCAUCACUGUGAAAGAACUCACUGGAGACAUGCAGCUUACCAAAGGAGAGAUCCUUCGAACACAGAUGUUGGUGACGACUCCGGAGAAGUGGGACGUUGUGACCAGGAAGAGUGUUGGCGAUGUGGCUCUGUCACAGAUUGUGCGGCUCCUCAUCUUGGAUGAAGUCCAUCUAUUGCAUGAAGAUCGAGGCCCGGUUCUUGAGAGUCUGGUGGCCCGGACCAUCAGACAGGUGGAGUCCACCCAGAGCAUGAUCAGGAUUCUGGGACUGUCUGCUACCCUGCCUAACUAUCUGGAUGUGGCCACCUUCCUACAUGUCAACCCAUAUAUUGGUCUCUUCUUCUUCGACGGACGCUUCAGACCAGUGCCUCUGGGACAGACCUUUGUUGGCAUCAAAACCAACAACAAGAUCCAGCAGAUCCAUGACAUGGAGGAGGUUUGUUAUGACAAAGUUCUGGAACAGGUGAAGGCAGGUCACCAGGUGAUGGUGUUUGUCCAUGCUCGUAAUGCCACAGUGAGGACGGCCAUGGGGCUCAUCGAGAUGGCGAAGAACCGUGGAGAGAUUUGUUUCUUUCAACCAGACCAAGGGUCAGACUACGGCCAGUGUGAGAAACAGAUCCAGCGCUCCAGGAACAAGCAGAUGAAAGAAAUGUUUCCUGAAGGUUUUGGCAUCCACCACGCUGGCAUGCUGCGCUCUGACCGCAGCCUGAUGGAGAGCAUGUUCUCCAGAGGCCACCUCAAGGUCCUGGUCUGUACCGCCACCUUGGCCUGGGGAGUGAACCUGCCGGCUCACGCUGUCAUCAUCAAGGGUACCCAAAUUUACGAUGCCAAGCGCGGCGCCGUGGUGGAUCUGGGCAUCCUGGACGUCAUGCAGAUUUUUGGAAGAGCAGGUCGUCCACAGUUUGAUAAGUAUGGUGAGGGAACCAUCAUCACCACCCACGACAAGCUGAGCCAUUACCUGACCCUGCUCACCCAGCAGAACGCCAUAGAGAGUCGGUUCCUGGACAGCCUGGCCAAUAACCUCAACGCUGAGAUUGCUCUGGGAACGGUCACCAACGUGGAGGAGGCUGUGAAGUGGCUCAGCUACACCUACCUUUAUGUUCGCAUGAGGGCCAACCCGCUGGCGUACGGCAUCAACCACAAAGCCUCUCAGAUGGAUCCAGCUUUGGAGCUGUACAGGAAGGAUCUGGUGGUGGAGUCGGGCAGGAAGCUGGAUAAGGCCAGGAUGAUCCGCUUCGACGAGCGCACCGGCUACUUCGCUUCCACAGACCUGGGCAGGACUGCGAGCCACUUCUACAUCAAGUAUAACACCAUAGAGACGUUCAAUGAGCAUUUCAACCCUCAGGGAACAGAAGCCGACAUCCUCCGCAUCGUCUCCAAAGCUGAGGAGUUUGAACAACUCAAGGUUCGAGAGGAGGAGAUGGAGGAGCUGGAGCAGAUGCUGUGUAACUACUGUCAGCUUCCAGCUGCAGGAGGUGUGGAGAACGGCUACGGCAAGGUCAACAUCCUGCUGCAGACGUACAUCGGCCGAGGAGAAGUGGACAGCUUCUCGCUCAUCUCGGACCUGUCCUAUGUUGCACAGAACGCCGCUCGGAUCGUGAGGGCCUUGUUUGAGAUCGCUUUGAGGAAGCGCUGGCCGCUUAUGACCCGUCGACUGCUCACCCUGUGCAAGGUGAUCGACAAGCGGCUGUGGGACUCUGCCCACCCCCUCCGGCAGUUCCCCAACCUGAGCCCUGUCGUGCUGAACCGCUUGGAGGAGAAGAAGCUGACUGUGGACAAACUGAAGGAGAUGAGGAAGGAUGACAUUGGUCACAUGCUGCACCACGUCAACAUCGGGUUAACGGUCAAACAGUGUGUCCACCAGAUCCCCUCGAUCUCAAUGGAGGCCACCAUCCAGCCAAUCACACGCACCGUGCUGCGUGUUCGUCUCAUCGUCACGCCUGAUUUUCGCUGGAAUGACCAGGUCCAUGGAUCAGUGGGUGAGCCCUGGUGGUUGUGGGUGGAAGAUGCCAUGAAUGAUCACAUCUACCACUCUGAGUACUUCCUGCUGCAGAAGAAACAGGUGGUGUCAGGAGAGCCUCAGCACAUCGUGUUCACCAUUCCCAUCUUUGAGCCGUUGCCCUCACAGUACUACAUCAGGGCCGUCUCUGACCGAUGGCUCGGUGCUGAAGCUGUCUGCAUUAUCAACUUCCAGGACCUGAUCUUACCAGAGCGACACCCCCCACACACUGAGCUACUAGACCUCCAGCCGUUGCCAGUGGCUGCUCUGGGUAACCGAGAGUACGAGAGCCUUUACAAGUUCACUCACUUCAACCCCAUCCAGACCCAAAUCUUCCACACACUGUACCACACCGACACCAACGUGUUGCUGGGAGCGCCGACGGGCUCUGGAAAAACCAUCGCAGCAGAGAUGGCCAUGUUCCGGGUCUUCAACAAGUAUCCGUCAUCCAAGGUCGUGUAUAUUGCCCCUUUGAAGGCCCUGGUGAGGGAGCGCAUUGAGGACUGGAAGGUCAGGAUUGAAGAGAAACUUGGAAAAAACGUGGUGGAGCUGACCGGGGACGUGACUCCAGACAUGAGAGCCAUAGCAAAAGCUGACCUGAUCGUCACCACGCCCGAAAAGUGGGAUGGAGUCAGCAGGAGUUGGCAGAAUCGAAGCUACGUCCAGAAAGUAGCUAUUCUCAUUAUCGAUGAGAUCCACCUGCUGGGUGAGGACAGAGGUCCGGUCCUCGAGGUCAUUGUGUCCAGGACCAACUUCAUCUCGUCUCACACUUCCAAGAGUGUUCGAGUAGUUGGGCUGUCCACGGCUCUGGCCAACGCUCGAGACCUGGCUGACUGGUUGGGCAUCGGACAGGUGGGUUUGUUUAACUUCCGUCCGUCUGUGCGCCCGGUCCCACUUGAAGUUCACAUCCACGGUUUUCCAGGACAGCACUACUGCCCCCGCAUGGCCAGCAUGAACAAGCCCACCUUCCAAGCGAUACGCGCUCACUCUCCAGCCAAGCCUGUGCUCAUUUUUGUGUCAUCACGAAGGCAAACUCGCCUGACCGCCCUGGACCUCAUCGCCUACCUGGCUACAGAGGACAACCCCAAACAGUGGCUGCACCAGGAUGAGAGAGAG